This is a messenger RNA of Alternaria rosae, 1219 nucleotides long. RefSeq lists its product as uncharacterized. The transcript has a single exon. The coding region runs from base 178 to 789 and encodes 203 amino acids. NCBI's taxonomy places the organism in Eukaryota, Fungi, Ascomycota, Dothideomycetes, Pleosporales, Pleosporaceae. The record is from RefSeq and is a predicted model, not a curated record.
GUGGUCUUCCGCGUAGCGUGGAAGAUAGCGACGCUCAUUGGCUGCCGACAUGGUUGCCUGAAUAGUCAACAUCGCGCGGAGGCCAACCUCCAUAAGCCUCGCCAUCACCAUUAAAGCUCACACGCCUGCGCAUCCUACUUCCUUGAUUUUCCAUCAGAAAAUCCAAGUUUCGAAACAAUGCCGAUCUCUAUUACCCUGGACACGAACAUCGAGCACCCCGAAACUCUCACAUUAACGUCAGAAUGUCCAAAUCUCGACCAAGAAAUCGCCGCUGGCAAAUCACCAUAUGUACUCAUCUCCAUCAACAAUCCCGAAACCCUCUCGUCUCUGGGCAAAACGCUAGCGACGCCCGACCCCAAUAUCCCCAUGCUCAAGCCGCCUUCCUCACGAAAUUGCGCCGACGACCGCUUCUUAAUUCCCAAGACCGCAAUCAAAGAGCUGCGCAUCCGAAUCUUCGCCCCCAUCUCCUCUGACGAUGAGCUUACACUCGAAGAAAAGAACGGUCACAUUGCUGGCCCAGUCACGUCUUCCCUCAUAGAAGCAUGGCGUACCGCGUUUCGCUGCAUCCCGGAGCGGCAUUGUGUCGAGCGCGUUCAAUUCGAUAUGCGAUGCGAGCAGCCACUCAUGAUGCGACAUGUUGUCCGACUGCUGCAGGAAGUUGGUACGGGGAUGUAUGUAAAAGCGAAGCGGACAAUGGGGAGGGAGCUGGUGUUCGGGGUUGUGGGAUGCCAGGAUGUGGAGAAGGAUAGGUGGUUGGAAGAAAGUUUGCCUGUAGAGAAAGGCCUGUGAAAAGAUGGAUGGUCGUGCGAAGAUGAAGGAAUAGAAUGAGUUGGGUCGAUGCAGUUGGGUUUGGUUAAUUAUACAUUUACGUCAUAGCACAUCCCGUCGCCGUCCUGAGGGAGUAGUGGUGCCGGCCAUGAAGAUCUCAAGUGCUAUUGCAUCAGAAGAUACACAUGUAUGCUGCAACUUUGGGCAAAUAAUUAUCUGCGCAGGUUUGCCUGGCCGCGGGUUGCAGCUGCACGGCGUGGUCGGUCGCGCGUGCCACUUCGAAUAGAAACUCCAGCGAUAUCAGCAGGUUUUCUUGCUCUAAUAAGAGAAUUUUACCUACCACAAUGAACAGUCAAGCACCAUACAGCAUGGACUGUUGCGAAGAUGAUCAUGGCGAGCAGCUGAAGUAGUGCAAGAACGUCGGAUCUGGCCCACAUGGCUGGGAUGUUGG